Molecule: messenger RNA, 1668 nt
Organism: Rhodotorula toruloides NP11
Lineage: Eukaryota; Fungi; Basidiomycota; Microbotryomycetes; Sporidiobolales; Sporidiobolaceae
Product: serine/threonine protein kinase
Exons: 2
Coding region: 1-1668 (555 amino acids)
Biological process (GO): protein phosphorylation; intracellular signal transduction; negative regulation of glycogen biosynthetic process
Cellular component (GO): cytoplasm; nucleus; cytosol
Molecular function (GO): protein serine/threonine kinase activity; ATP binding
Source: RefSeq, a predicted model, not a curated record
AUGGACGCUUGCCUCGUUGCGCAACCCGUACGACAGCCGCUCACCUUCACCACGCCCUCGUUCGCCCAGUCCCGCAUGGACAAGGGCGCUCGGCCCGUCUCGAUGUCGAUCGCUUCCUCGUCGCACGCCACCGCUUCGACGUCCAGCAAGCCCUACGGCGUGCAGACUCGCUCCUCGAACGCAGGCGCGAGGGCAGACCACUACCUCGCCGCGUCGCCGUUGACACCCUCCUCGCCUCAUUCUCCCGCCGCCUCGUCGUCGUCGAUCCACCUCGCCACCAACCGCGACGAUGAACACAUGUCCGACGCGUUCGUUACGCCUCCUCAGGCGUCGAGGACCGCCUUGCGACCGCUCGAUAUCGACAUGUCUCCCACUGCCGCAGCGAGUGCGCGCCUCCCUUCGAAGAAGGGCAAGUCGAAAGGCUUGCAGAGGCCCGUCAUGCCCCUCACCCCUCCCUUGACACCUCCCUACCUCGACCAAGCCGCGCUCCUUCCCUCCCUCUCGUCGCCCACGCCCACGCCCGCAGCAGCUCGACCGACCACCGUCUCCGGCCGCGCACUCGCCAACCACGCUCUCCACCCCCUCUUCGCAUCCACCUACACGCUCUGCGACGAACUCGGCGCAGGAGGAUUCGGGUUCGUCGUCCGCGCCGAACGCAACCACGACUCGCGCUCGGUCGCAGUCAAGUUUAUCGAGCGCGCAAAGAUUCCCUCGCACGGCUGGGUCAAGUCGAGGUCGUGGGGUGACACGCCCGGGUUGACGCAGCCUACUGGACCCAAGUUGGUGCCCAUGGAGGCGUUCGUCUUGAGGAGUAUCAGGCACGAGGGAGUCGUCGCUUUCAUCGACUUGUUCGAGGACGACAAGUACUUUUACCUCGUCAUGGAACACCACGGCUCGCCUUGGCAGAUUCCCGAGAAGCACAGCGGCGAGCAGCAGCUCGUCGGUCCUCCGUCGCCGUCGUCCGCCGCCAUGUCGCCCACCUUGACGUCGAGCUGGCCGCGCCUCGCGCCAGGACAACAGACGGUGACGCCCACCUCGUCACCGACCAUGUGCUCGUCCCCCCUGCCCGACUCGCCCGCCUCGUCACCGACGUACCUCGCCCCUCCGCGCCCUCCGCCCAUGAUGCGCCGCAGCUCGCACGACCUCUUCGAAUGCAUCGAGCAACACAGCCGCUUCGACGAGCGGACCGCGAAAUACGUCUUUGCGCAGAUCGUCGAGAUCGUCCAUGCACUCCAACAGAUGGGUAUCUGUCACCGCGACAUCAAGGACGAGAACAUCGUCAUCACGCACGACUACCGCGUCAAGUUGAUCGACUUUGGGUCGGCAGUCAUCUUUGACCCGCGCCAGCCUUCGCCCGCCUACCACCGCUUCUUCGGAACGACGUCCUUUGCGGCUGCAGAGAUCCUCCGCGGAGAGGCGUACCAGGCCCCUCCAGCCGAAGUCUGGUCACUCGGCGUCCUCCUCUCGAUCCUCGUUACAGGCGAAUGCCCCUUCUCCGACGCCGAAGCCGCCAAAGCCGGUCGGCUCUCGAGACCCAAGAUCCGCGUCCAGCCAGAGAUUGAGCACCUCUUGCGCGCGUGCCUCGAAGUCGACGUCUCGAAGCGUAUCUCGGUCGCGCAGAUCAGGCGCCAUCCCUGGCUCGCCGACAUCUACUCGCGGCGCUCCUGA